Aspergillus affinis is the source of this 999-nucleotide messenger RNA. RefSeq names its product NAD(P)-binding protein. Gene Ontology annotation, molecular function: 3-beta-hydroxysteroid 3-dehydrogenase (NADP+) activity. The transcript has 2 exons. Gene Ontology annotation, cellular component: endoplasmic reticulum membrane; lipid droplet; mitochondrial outer membrane. Lineage: Eukaryota; Fungi; Ascomycota; Eurotiomycetes; Eurotiales; Aspergillaceae. The coding region runs from base 1 to 999 and encodes 332 amino acids. The record is from RefSeq and is a predicted model, not a curated record.
AUGGGCACGAUAAUAAUAACAGGGGCUAAUGGCUCUGUCGCAAUUCCUGCCGUAGAGCAACUUUUGUCUCAAUACCCCGAUCACACGCUGGUUUUAACCGUGCGCAACGCGGCCAGCGAGGACCCGAACACUCAAAAGCUUCGCGAUGUCAUCUCGCACCACCACACAGCAAAGGCAUCUAUUCGUCAACUUGACCUGGCCAGUCUUUCUUCUGUCCAUAAGUUUGCUGGACAUCUCGCGACCGAGAUCACGGAGGGCAAACUCCCGCAACUCACCAGCAUCGUCUGCAACGCGUAUUACUGGAACCUGGUGGCCGAGGCACAGCUGACGGAAGAUGGGUAUGAAAAAACAUUCCAAGUGAACCAUCUUGCACACUCAGUGCUUGCUCUGCGUCUUCUGGGUCACUUUGGCCCGGAUGGUGGUCGCAUCGUGCUUUUUAGCAGCGACACCCAUUUUCCUGGCCAAAGCCCUCUGGAGAAGUAUCCGCCUGUCAUCCCGGAUGACCUAGACUUGUUGGUCAAGCCGCCGACUUAUGAGAAAGUCGAUCAUAUGGGACGUGGUUUCCAAAGUUAUUCCGUCUCGAAACUGGCAAUCACCAUGUGGAUGUAUGCGAUCAAUCGGCAUCUCGAGAAGGAUGAGAAUCUCAAGAACAUUACCGUGGUUGCCAUCAAUCCUGGUAACUUGACAGACUCGCGGGCCCUGCAGGUCAACACCCCCACACAGGUCAGGAUCAUGUCGAGCUUUAUCAUCCGACCGUUUUCAUUUCUUCUGCGUCGCUUGAUGGACCCGACCAUGCGUUCUGCUGGUGAAGCGGCAGAUGAUAUCGUUGGGCUGGCGACCAGUAAGAUCAAUCCCGGGGAGGGUGGCUAUUUCACUCUUUCCAAAAAGGAUAAGAGCUCGUCAGACAGCUACAACGAAGAAGUGCAGGAGAAACUGUGGAAGAAGACCCUGGAAUGGGGAGGAAUCAAUGGGGAGAAUAGCGCACUGAAGGAAGUUUAA